GAGAAAACGUUUUUUCUUUGUCUGUAUUCCCCUAAAAUUAUCCGCCGCUCCAUAUAGAUAACAAGAGUGCUAAACAGCCUCGAAAGAUAGAUUUUUUAUUUAUUUAUUUUUCUUCCAAAGCUGGGUGCAAAAUUUCAACAGAUGCACCUGCAACUCCACCACAAUGGAAUCUUUGGGCCUUUGAAUUCGCACUGGCACCAUGACAUUCGCUCUUUUUCUUCACCUACUCGUGACUGAGAAAGGGUGAGCGUUUUUCUCCGGUUUUCACUAGCCCCAAAUCCAUAUAUCACGUUUCUUUUUUUUUUUUUCUUUGUUUUACUGUUGGUUAUAGCCAUCCAGUCUUUGUUCAUGGUGGCAUUCAUACAUCAAAUCUGCGGCUUGGUUGGCAAAGGUUUCUGGUGAGAACUGCUCAUUUCAGUUGGUGGGUAUUGCCGCCUUGCCGGUAUUGCAGCUCAUUGUGGCUCCGGAUUAGGUAAUUUCAAGAACAGUCUUUUAUCAAUUUGCUGUAAUGCAUUCUAUGCUGUUUCUUUGAUGGAGAAUUUUGUCGGAAAUGGGUUCGUAUUAUUAUAGUUUUUGGAGUGUAGUAAAAUAGUAAUUGCUACUGUUUGGUUACUGGGUUAUUUUCACCGAUUGAGUUUGCUGUUAUCUACUUAUCUGGAGUUUCUAGGGUUGACAGGAGUUCCAUUUUGUGUUCAGGAAAAAAAAAUUAAGAGAAAAGAUUGCCUAUGACUGAUUGGAGACAUUUUACUGCAUUGAUCUGAUGUUGGUAUUGAUAAUUUAAGGACUCAGAUUCUCUGGCAUUAAUUAGAUAUUCUGAUUGUUCAAAAGAGGAAUGCAUUUAAUUUGGAACCUAGGUUAUUAGUGGUUGGAUUGAAAUGGAUGCUUGGAUUGCAGCCGUUGCUGCUGGUGCUGUCUAUUUUGCUCAGCACUGGAAAGAUCUGUUGAAGGGUAAAGCGAAUUCUGGGGAUUCUCCUCAUCGGAGUCCUAGAAUUUCGAAACACAAUUCAUUGCCGAAUAUUCAUCAAGCCCUGGAUAAGGAUUGUACUUCCCCAGGAAUGAUGUUGAGAAAGGGUUCAGCUGAAGAUGUGUCUAGGGCAAGGGAAUUGGGCCGCGAAGAUACUGUGGCUGAAGUGGCUUCUACAAAUGGUUUAUUCAUCGGGAAUCUGGGGAUAUUGGAUUAUCCUCAUAGUUCUGAUAAUGCGUCUUCUUGUUCAAAUUCCUUAGUUGGGUCCAAGUGUGACAAAAAAGUUCAAGAGUGCCGGGAAGGAGCUUGGGUAGGUGGUGACAUCAAUGAGGUUGUAGAUGAUUUAUCGGUUCACCCUAAUACAAUACAAAUGGGAUUUCCUCAUGGUCUUCCCAGCAGGAGACACCGUCUUAGAAGUAGAAAAACUACUAGACAUAUCUUGAAUCCUUCAAUUUUUCUUGAAAGUCCAGUGGCUCAGUUUUCCUCGGAACAAAUAGAACGGGAGUAUAUUUUCGGUUCUGUUCCUUUACAACCAACACCAAGGGCAUUUCUGGUUACUGAUGGAAGUGUAAUUAUUAGCAGAAAUAGCGGUGAUUCUUUUGGUAUGCCGGUUAGAACUGAGCUGGAUAAACUGCAAAAGAGUGUUAUUCCACAAGGGGAGACAAGUAUAUCCGGAGUUCCUAAACUACCAAAUGUUGAGCCCUCGGAAGUCCAGAGAAAAGCCAGUGCUAGUAAAAAGGAUCAAGGCAGGAUAUGUUGCAAUUCCAGCAGAAGCACACACAGUAAACACCGUCGGUCCAAAGGGUCAUCUGAUGAAGCCUUUCUUCUCUCUCUCGGGGCAUCGGUUGGCUUUUUCAUUUCUUUCUUGUUAUAUAAGAAGGAAAGAGACGAAUUGAAUAACAUAUUGAAGCAGAAAGAUAAUUUGGUUCAAGAUCUACAAGACGAACUUGAAAUGAAGGAUUCAUUAACCGUGAAAGAACUUGCCACGGAGGACUACGAGUCAGAAUAUACGCGAAUUGAUGUUUCUACCAAUGAGGCCUUGUAUUCACUUGCUCCUCAACAGAAUCUGAACGACAGUUCAGAAUAUUGUGUUGAAGAAUAUCACAGCCCGCACACAGAAGAGGAGGAAUCUAGGAGUCAAAUUGAAGCAGAGCUCGAGGCAGAACUGGAGAGACUAGAACAAAGUAUGACUUCAACUAAAUUGGCGGGGAAAUUAACAGAACUAGUUGAGCUUGACCCGGACUUCAUUCCAGAUUUAGCAGAGGGGGAGUUACGGGAUGAUGAUGUCUUUGAUAGAACGGAACCCCUAAAUUAUGCAGAUCGGGAUGAAAGUACCAACCCCACUCCUUACUCUGCUAACUACAGUGUCUCACCUAGAGAACUAAGUUUGCGGCUAUACGAGGUCAUUAAUUCACAGCUGGAAGAACGCAACAGGGAGCUCGAGACAGAAGUUGAAAAUCUCCAGAGGAAGGCUCGCUACAUGGAAGUAGUGCUCACUAAUUCUUGCCGAGAAUUCUCUAACAGCGAGGCAGGGUCUUCUUCUGCUCAAGGGAGUCCGGUCACUAGAGAUGAAGUCGACUGUGUGGUCAUGAAUUUAGCGGGAGAGGCUCUUGAUGCAUACAAUGACGGUUAUGAUGAACUCUCGAAAAUAAUUGAGUCAGAAGAAGACGAGAUGGCAUCAGGGGCCGGGAAGAUCCAACGUCAGGAACUUGUGCAGCCUCUCAGGAACUUGUGCAGCCUCGUGAUCAUGAUCUAUAUCAGUUUCAUAAUGGUACGCUGAUUGAUGAGAACGAGGAUCGCGAUGAAGUGGAAAAGCUUUUGAUAGAGCAGAUUGUUGAGAAAGUUAGGAAAGGCAAUCCUGCAGUUUUUAGUGCUCAGAAAGCAUUGUUUUACCUUGAUGAACAAUGAACAUUGACAUUAGCUAAACCAGAAAAUGAACACAGAAAAGAAAAAGGUAUAGAAGUUUAACUUGUCAUACUGAGUCUUUCUAUUGCGGUUUCCAUCUCUUGCGCGGUUUUUUGUCCCGUGCACAACUUCGAGUAGUGGUUGCGAGUUUUCUUUCAGUUUGUAGUACAAACUUAGUCAUUGAGUUAUAUGCACGACCAUCUUUAACCCUCAAGUUAUGCACAAAAUGAUAAUUUUAGUC
Molecule: messenger RNA, 3110 nt
Organism: Ipomoea nil (Japanese morning glory)
Lineage: Eukaryota; Viridiplantae; Streptophyta; Magnoliopsida; Solanales; Convolvulaceae
Exons: 3
Coding region: 876-2744 (622 amino acids)
Biological process (GO): asymmetric cell division
Source: RefSeq, a predicted model, not a curated record